This is a messenger RNA of Puccinia triticina, 570 nucleotides long. RefSeq lists its product as uncharacterized. The transcript is spliced from 8 exons. NCBI's taxonomy places the organism in Eukaryota, Fungi, Basidiomycota, Pucciniomycetes, Pucciniales, Pucciniaceae. The coding region runs from base 1 to 570 and encodes 189 amino acids. The record is from RefSeq and is a predicted model, not a curated record.
AUGAAGCUUUCUACCUCCAUGCUCAUCGUCCUCGCCGUCCAACUGUCUUGCUUGUAUCCCGGUCUGAGUGCUGCCUGGGGUCUGAAAUAUUGGUUUAGCUGCUUCGACCGGGCAGAUUCAUUGCCGCCUACUUCUCCUGCAAGACCUCAUGUGUACCCGCCGUCGAGACCCCACAGCAUACCAACUCACGCGUACGGUCAGCCUGGUGUACAUACAGGAGUCUCAUCUUCCUCUGUGCCCACCCCGCCUACCCAAUCCGCGGGGUAUCAUCCUUACGCCGGAUACGCGGGGUAUCCUCCUUCCCGUCCAGAUUCGCACCCGGUGCACACACAGCCACAGGCAGGAGCAGGAGCAGCACAUGCUCAGAAUCCAGCAGAUCGUUGGCGCCGACCCAAUCCCCAGGACCAGGUCUAUCCACCGCAACCACUUGAUUCCAAUCAAAAAUUCGGAAUUUACCCACUGCCAGCAUCAGACCCCAGAUACGGGGAUGGGAAGGCUCAAAGGGGAAGUAACGCAGAAUUGUCACUCGCAUCUCAUAGAUAUAUUUCGUCACAACGAAAGGACAUCUAA